UUGGAACUCCUGCCACCACCUGGCUGCACCCCCGGACCAUCCGCCAGCCGGAUCUGCCCCCGGCCACCAGGCCAGCACCUGGCUGCCCCGAGCUGUCUCGCUGAGCCACUUCCCCAGCUCCCGCCUUCCUGUGGCCGCCCCCCGGCAGCCGCCCCUGCUAAUCUUCACCAACCAGUCACGCGGUCUGGCAGCGUACCAGGGGGCAGCCCUGAAUAGCCCCACGCAGGCCCCCAGCCGGCUGCCCCGCCCCACCCGCCCAGCCAGCCCCCAGCUGGACCCUCCCAUGGCCGAACGGGCUGAACUGGAGGAGAAUGUGGCGCGCGUCCUGCGGGGCCACCCCGGGGGCAUCUCCCUCUUCCGCUUCCGCCAGGCCUACGGUGCCGCCUACAGCCACCCCUUCCCCCUGGACAGCACGGCCUCGGUGAAGGAGCAGCUGGCGGCCAUGCCGGGGGUUGUCAGGGUGGAGGGCUGGGGGGUGCAGACGAUGCUCUUCCCGGUCUGCCCCCAGGAGCUCCCCAGCGAGGAGAAUGGUCUCGCCCCAUCUCUGCCAGAGGCCGUCGCCGCUCUUGCCAGCCCCGAUGUGGUCUGUCCAUCGCCUUCCAUCUCUGCCAGCUCCCCAGAGGCCACCCUGGCUCCUGCAGGCCCAGAGCAGCCCCCUGUUCCUUGCAGCCCUCCCCCAGGGCACAGAGUGGCACUGGGGGCCCCAGUUGAGAUCCCUGUAUCCCCCGCUGCCUCAGCAGCCCCCUGGUCACUGGGGAUGGGAUGGGAACAUGGAGCCAUGGGGCCCAUCACUGAGGAGACUGAUGUCAUGGAGGGCGUCACCAUUGCUACACCAGCUGCUGGUUCUGUGCCAUCUGAACUGGGGGCCGAGCUCCCCCUGCCAUUGGCUCUGGCAUCUUCGGUAGCCCUCUCCCCUGCAGGUUCCCCCUGGGGUCCCACCCCAGCGCUGAGCCUGGACGAUGUGGCUGCCACGGAUGCCGUCCUCUACGGCUUUAACUCUGCCCCCAGCUCUGCAAGCUGUCCCAGCCCAGAGCCGUCCUGUUCCCCAACUUUGCCAGGACCCAUGUCUGGCGGCCAUCCUCUGAUGGCUGUGGUCUCCCCUGAGCCAGCCUGGUCCCCCAUCCAAGACGUCCCUGGCACCGCGGAUUCUGCCAGGGAAAGACCACCCUUCAGGCCCCUGCCUCUGGGUGAGCCCAGCUUGGCAUCCCCCUACAAACAUCGGGAGGACAGGGGGGCACCAUGGGCGGCCAUCAAGCCAGAGUCCCAUCUGCCCCAUAUCUCCCCGCUCCGCCCCCCAUCUAUGGGGAGUAAGAGGAAGCCACUCAAGCGCAAACCUGACCUCUGUGUCCUUCUGUGAGGUGGAUGUUGUAAGUUGACAGCAUUUGUGUGGAAA
Messenger RNA from Caretta caretta (loggerhead turtle), 1393 nucleotides. The record is from RefSeq and is a predicted model, not a curated record. Lineage: Eukaryota; Metazoa; Chordata; Testudines; Cheloniidae.